Molecule: messenger RNA, 1514 nt
Organism: Cygnus atratus (black swan)
Lineage: Eukaryota; Metazoa; Chordata; Aves; Anseriformes; Anatidae
Gene: SNX21
Product: sorting nexin family member 21
Exons: 3
Coding region: 31-1128 (365 amino acids)
Biological process (GO): protein transport
Cellular component (GO): early endosome membrane
Molecular function (GO): protein binding; phosphatidylinositol phosphate binding
Source: RefSeq, a predicted model, not a curated record
GCCGUCGUCGUCGUCUGCAGGGCCGUGGGCAUGGCCGCCCGCAUCCUGCACCGCCUGCGGCACGCGCUGAGCGGCGAAGGCGGCAGGGAGGAGCGGGCGCGCGACGGCGGCGAGGCCGAGGACUGCCCCGAGAGCUCGGAGCUGGAGGACGACACCGAGGGGCUGUCCACGCGCCUCAGUGGCACCCUGAGCUUCGCCAGCCACGAGGACGAGGAGGAGGAGGAGGAGGAGGACGGCGCUGGCGAGGAGCCGGGGGAGCUGCCGGAGCCCACGGGAGAGGCCGCGGGCGCAGAGGACGGAGAGUGGGACCCGGCGGCGAAGCCCCCCGGCGGCAGCCUGCUGACCCGCCAGCUGCAGGAGCUGUGGAGGAAGUCACGGAGCAGCCUCGCGCCGCAGCGGCUGCUCUUCGAAGUCACCAGCGCCAGCGUGGUUAGCGAGCGCUCCUCCAAGUACGUGCUCUACACCAUCUACCUGAUUCGCUCCGGCCAGUUCGACAAGGCGCCCGCCACCAUUGCCCGGCGCUACUCGGACUUCGAGCGGCUGAACCGCCGCCUGCGCAGCCGCUUUGGCUGCGACAUGGCCGGCAUCGCCUUCCCCAGGAAGAGGCUGCGGCGCAACUUCACGGCCGAGACCAUCGCCAAGCGGAGCCGAGCCUUCGAGCAGUUCCUGUCCCACCUGCACUCCAUCGCCGAGAUCCGCCGCUCCCCCGAGUUCCUCGAGUUCUUCUUCCUGCAGGACCUGCGGGCCGCCCAGCGCCUGACCUGCACCGGCAUGUACCGCGAGGCCCUGGCCACCUGGGCCAACGCCUGCCGGCUGCAGGAGCGGCUGGGGGUCUGCGGCUCCGGCCGCUUCCUCCUGACGCUGGCCGGGCUGGCCGUCUGCCACCAGGAGCUGGACGAGCUCGGCGAGGCGCACAGCUGCUGCGAGCAGGCGCUGCAGCUGCUGGAGGCCCAGGACAGCCACCCGCUGCUGGGGCCCUUCCUCCAGGCCCACGUCCACCUGGCCUGGAAGGUGGGCAAGGACAAGCGGCGGUCGGAAGCCCGGCUGCAGGGCCUGCAGGAGGCCGGGCUGCCCCUGCAGCAGCAGCCCAGCCUGAAGGAGUGCCUGAUCAAGGAGCCUCUGGAGUGAGCGCCCCGGCCAGCACCGGGCUCAGGGUCCGCAGGGGGCAGCACGGCUCGCGCACCAGGGCGGGAGCCAGGGGCGGCGAGGGUCGGGAUGGGGCACGGAGGCAGAGCGGUAUCGGCACAACCCACGCAUGGUGGCUGGGAGUGGGGCCAGCCCCUCUGGGAGCUGCCCCUCGAAAAUGCACUUUCUGUGUCAGUUCUUCCUUCGGCACCGGGUGCUUGCUGCCUGCCCCGCCUGCCUGCCCCGCUGCAGGGGGCUUCCUGAGGUAGAGGGGGUUUCAGCCGGCACUCACAGGCACCGCGUUAAAGGGACAGGAAGGCUUCUGGCCAGGAACUUCCAAUAACACAUAAUAAAAAGGACUUUAUUAAAUAAAGUCUUGGUAGGAAAAA